Auxenochlorella protothecoides is the source of this 1242-nucleotide messenger RNA. Its product is annotated as Beta-1,4-galactosyltransferase 4. Bases 1 to 1242 code for a protein of 413 amino acids. Gene Ontology annotation, biological process: carbohydrate metabolic process. Gene Ontology annotation, molecular function: glycosyltransferase activity. The record is from RefSeq and is a predicted model, not a curated record. NCBI's taxonomy places the organism in Eukaryota, Viridiplantae, Chlorophyta, Trebouxiophyceae, Chlorellales, Chlorellaceae. The transcript has 4 exons.
AUGCGGCACCGGCCCCAGCACCUCGGGCCCCGCUCCCUGGCGCGUCGGCACCAGCGGGCCCUGGCAUGGCUCCUUGGCGGCGCCAUCGUCCUGACGCUCAUGACGCUCCAUGGCGACAACCAGCUACAUCGCAGGGCCGAGGCGGUCCAAGCCCACGGCCAGUCGGGUCUCAACCUGGGCGCGUUGGACAACGAGCCCGACGUCCUGAGGACGCGCCGGGACCCCAGGCCCCUCCUGGACGCCCCGGUACGUGGCACAAAGUCCCCCGUCCCCACCAACAUGGACGUGGUCGUGGAGCGGGCCGCUAGCAACUGGACGCAAGCCGGCAUCAGGCUGGCUGUCCUGGUGCCGCUGUGGCGGUCGCAGGGCCUGGUGGAGCCGCUGCUGGAGCACCUGCACUCCCACAUCCAGGCCCAGGCCGGCAUCGCAGAUUACCGGGUCCACAUCGUGGAGCAGGACCCCGCGCAAAACUUCACCCCCGGCCUGCUCGUGAAUGUGGGCCUGGCGGUGGCCGCAGAGGUCCAGGCCCUUCGCGAGGAGGACGUGGUGGUGUACCAGCAGCCCACGCUACUGCCCGCAGGCAGCGUGCCCUACUCCCUGGCGCCGGGCCAGCGGUUCCUGCACCUCGCCACCGGCCAGUCCUUCUUCGGCGGGCGCCUGCCAUACCCGGGGUACUGCGGCGGGGCCUGGGCUAUGCGGGUGGGCACCUUCCGGGAGCUGCGGGGCAUGGCCAACCAGUACGUCGGAUUUGAGGGCCUGGAGGACGACCUCUGCCACAGGGUGGAGCAGCUGACGCGGAACCUCACCAUCCCUGGGCUGGACCCCGCGCGGGGCCGCUUCACGAAUCGCGACGAGGCGAUGGUUGCCAACCACCUGGCGGCCCUGCACCGCCCCGCCAACCAGCGCCUGUUCCGGUCCCGGUGGCAGGCCGGCAACGGCACGCGUGAGAUCGCCGACGCGGUGGCGGGGACGGCAGGGGACGGCCUGCACGCGCUGCCGGAGGCGUGGCGCGAGCGGCUGGCCAUCCGAGAGGAGGCGGCGCACCACACCUGGUGGCUGCUGGGCGGGCCGCCGGACGCCGACGGCUGGGCGGGGGACGGCGAGCCGGGCGACGCGGACGCCAACGCCGCCACGGUUACGCUGCUCAGCCGAGACGCGCGGUCGGACGUGGGGCUUGGGGACACGCGGGCCCUACUCAGCCUCGCACACGGGCCCAUCGACUAUGACGACCUCCUAGCCUGA